Messenger RNA from Lepisosteus oculatus (spotted gar), 6176 nucleotides. Lineage: Eukaryota; Metazoa; Chordata; Actinopteri; Semionotiformes; Lepisosteidae. The record is from RefSeq and is a predicted model, not a curated record.
UUGUGGAGGGGUUGGCUUGUGGUGACGUCAGAGAAGCCCAAUGUCCGCUUCUGAGCGGUUACACGUUGAUAUAUAAAGAAGCAGUUACACGUUGAUAUUGUAUAAGGGUAGAAGGGAAGGUAGCCCUAGGCAGGACGUAGGGUAAUACCAUAAUAUUUUAAAGAUCAUUGUUGUGUAUUUCCUGGAGACGGUUUUUGAUAAUUCUGCCAGCAUCAGGCUAAUGGAAGGAGCUGCAAGAAAAAGGAGGACAAGGGCUCCAACAAAAGGUUACUGAUUUUAAAUCACCGGUUUGCUUUCCAGUAACACUAGUCUGUCAGCCCCCAAGAGACCCAGCAGGCUUGAGCAGGGAGCAUCAACAGUUUGGAGGGGUAAAGUCCAGUCUGGCAAUGUGUUCUACACCAUUUAUGCUUAAAGUACAAUCUGUGCACACUUCAGGCCCGCUCAGGUGGAGUCAUGACCCAUCGGCCUGGCCAUGGCAGUACCCAGCUGACCCUGAACUGGACCCUGCUGCUCUGUGUGCUGCUGGCGACAGGGGGCGUAGGGGCCACUGUGGUCCCCUCUCCUUCUGAUUUCCUCCAGGAUCUGCUGUCUCGGUAUGGGGACAACGUCACGCUCUCCGUGCCUCAGCUCAGAGUCCUGCUCAGCCAACUCAAAGUGGGGCUGGGAAACAAUGCUACAGAGCGCACGGGACCCAAAGCCAACAUCUCCAGGUGUCUCUCGUCAGACUCUCUCCUGGCAGCCCACAGCUUGACGGAGGAGUCUCGACUGGACACGCAUGAGCUACAAGUCUUCUGCCCCACCAUUUUGCAGCAGCUGGAGACGGGGGCAUGUGGGGUGAUGGGCCAGGAGGAACAGGCCAAAGAGCCUGCCCAGGAGGGGCCUUCGUCCGCAGAGGUGUGGGGGUUUGGCUUUGUCAGUGUGACUGUGGUGAGUGCCUUCUCCCUGACCGGCGUGUUUGUGGUGCCCUGUAUGAAGACCCGUUUCAUGCGCAGGGUGCUGAUUUAUUUCAUCGCCCUCUCCAUCGGAACACUCUACUCCACUGCUGUCUUCCAACUCAUGCCAGAGGCGUUUGGAUUCAACCCUCUGGAGGAUUACUAUGUGUCCAAGUCGGCUGUGGUGUUUGGCGGCUUCUACCUUUUCUUCUUCACGGAGAAGGUCUUGAAAAUGGUGCUGAAACAGAAGGAUGGGAGAGGCCACGGCCACAGCCACUAUCCCUCCGAGUGCUACGCCUCCAAGUCGGACAUUGAGGAUGGAGUGACGGAGAAGCUGCAGAACGGAGAAGCGGCGCCCACUCACCCAGGAGCUGACAGAGACCAUCAGAACCUCGGCGACCAGGAGAAGGUCCUGACCACGGCCCUCUCAGUGCAGGAAACGCAGAGCGCGCAGGGGGCCUGCUACUGGCUGAAGGGAACCCGAUACUCCGACAUCGGCACUCUGGCCUGGAUGAUAACUCUGAGUGACGGCCUGCACAAUUUCAUCGACGGCCUGGCCAUCGGCGCUUCCUUCACGGUGUCCGUCUUCCAGGGCAUCAGCACCUCCGUGGCGAUCCUGUGUGAAGAGUUCCCACACGAGCUCGGUGACUUUGUGAUUCUGCUCAACGCAGGGAUGAGCAUCCAACAAGCACUCUUCUUUAACUUCAUCUCUGCCUGCUGCUGUUACCUGGGUAUGGGCUUUGGGAUUCUGGCUGGCAGUCACUUCUCUGCCAACUGGAUCUUUGCCCUAGCAGGUGGCAUGUUCCUGUACAUUGCCCUGGCAGACAUGUUCCCAGAGAUGAAUGAAGUCAGUAAAGAGGAGGAGGGUGGAGAUGGGAGCUCGCUGGUGACCUUCGCUAUCCAGAAUGCUGGACUGCUGACGGGCUUCACCAUCAUGCUGCUGCUCACCAUGUAUUCGGGGCAGAUCCAGCUGGGAUAGGCCCAACCUCGGCCUCUCUGUUUCUGGGACACUCCACACAGCUGGCUCCUCUGCUGUACCCCAGUCCUCGAGGCCUUUUCCUCCUUCAGGAGGUCUUCGCUCUUCAUUAUUCCUUCAACAUUACAACAGACUCCUCUAGGAGGAUUGGAUUUGUUUCUGUCGCUGUAAAGCAUUCCUCCUACUGUAGUUGUGACGAACGAGGACAGAGCUACUGGGUGUGGCUGUCAUCAAGUUCGGUUCGUGAGCCUCAAGGAGGACUAACCCAGGAUACAGCCGAUUUAUUAAAUUAAUUAUCCAAUUUAUUAUUUUUUAGUUAGUGUUUUGUAGAAUUUGAGGUUGUGUAACCAAAACUAUUGCUCCAUUUCCACAAUCAAGAUCUUGAACUGCAUUUGAAACUCUACAGCUCCCACAGCACGCUUUGUGCACGCUGUUUGUUGUUCCAUGUGUGCGGUCUGACAGUGCGGGAUGUCAGCUAGGCCUCAGGAUAGGCAGGGCUGCACAGGCUGCUGUAGUCUUCCAGUCUGAAGGCUCAGCCCUGUGCUCUUCUAGGCUCUUGUCUUAGAAAUAUGAAGCCUAUAUAAGUUCAUUCCAUACCAAAAAUAAACCAGAAUAAUAAAAAAGAUGACUGCAGUUCUUUUAAAAGUAAGAAAGUAGACUUGGAGAUAAAUGGAAAAACUUGAACAAACAAAUACAGUUAUUGCUUGUUUACCAGGAUAAAUAAGCUAAGAGAGACCGUUAUGGUGGGAUCAGAAUAGCCUGACAGGAACAAAUAAAAACAAUAUCUCCAAGACUGCAGACCAAAUAUGGGCUGUUCUGUCAUUUAUUUUAGAGCAGCAUUGUUUAGAAGCUCUUAGCCAUCCAAAUGCUUAUCUGUCUUAGAAACUUGUGGCUUGUGAUAAUUAGUCUCUGCUCAUUUUCGUCUCCUCGGCCAACUGUAAUUGUGGCCCCUAAAGCACACUGACUGCUUGUUCCAAGUGAAUUGUAGUCCUGUUUUGAAGCUGCAUCAGUUCUUAUUAUUAUCUGAUACACUGAGACCAACUAUUAGACCAUUUAAGAAGUUUUAAAAAUAUACAGCCUAGAGAAAAACAGUUAAACUACUCAAAUCUUUUAAAGGGAUAAAAGAUAAAUAAGCUUCUUUGUAAUUUUGGUAUGUCCUUUUCCACAAAUGGGAAACAUGAUAGAUUUAGAUUAUCAUGUGAAAGUUCAGGGCAGGCUUUCUUUUCCUCUUUUAGUUCUGUGAAAAAGACCAAUGGCAUUGUCCAGUCAGGAACUGCACUUUUUGUUUCAAUCAAGUAGGUAUACAAACAUAUUUUAACUCUGUGGGAAAUCGCUUUCUCCGGAACUGUGAUGAAGGCUGGGUUGUUUUAAGCGGUACCAUCCUCAAACUGCUUCUAGCAUCACGUUACUGGGUAAACAUGCUGGGGUGAUUUGAAUUUUGGCUUUUAUUUGCCUUAAGCCAAAGUUAACUCUGAUCCACCACCAAGUAGGUUUUAUUUUCAAGGUUGUCUUUAAACCAACAAUUUCUAAACAAGUCUAACUUUUAGGCAUGUAAAUGUGUGCUUAACUGAGAUAUUAAAUGUACAGGUGCAAUCAGCGAGUAGAAAAUGGCUUUUUUGUGAGAUCAUCUGAUUAACUGAACAAAAUGAUUUAUUUUGUCUUUAGAAACUGUGGGUUUAAGGGCUGACCACAGACCAUAGAUCAUAGGACGUCUGUCACCAAAACAGAUGGCUCAGAGUUGACUGGUGAGAUAUCUGCUCUUGGCAACUACCCCAAUCGAGUAUUUGGAGUCCAGAGUCAAAGAUACUGUCUGAAAUAAUACGAGUUGCUGCUGCUAACCCAGCAGCAUAACUUUGAUUGCAUUACCCAAGUUGGUGGACCACAACUAUCAUAAUGACUUGUGGCAUAUACGUAGAAUGUAUUGCAAAUGAGCGCAGCCCAGCCUUUUUUACCUGUUUUAUUUGGUUGUGUUAAAAUGAUGGAUGGAGUCAACUACUCAACUGUUAUCAAAUGGAGGAUAUUUUUUAAUAGAUUUUAUAUUAUGGUGUGUAUUAGUAAUCAGUGUUGAAGAAAAAAAUAAAUAUAAAAUAAGACAUUUUAGGUAAAAUGAGCAAAUAUAUAAUGAAAAUAUGCAAGUUUGGUGGUCACGAAAGCCCUUAUAUUUUGAUGCUCUAAUUUGCUCAGAUGUUUUUUCAGGAUGGAAAGAACGAAUAAAUAGGUUGCACAAUGUAAGUCCCGUCAUGGGAAAUUUUUAUAUUUGACAGCAAUGCUGUCAUCGUUCUCUGCAUAUUUACUUCAUCAGGGUAACUUUAUUCAUUGAUGUCUGAAAUAAACUAGUCUGCUUCUUUUUAUGAUUAGUAUUUUGGUUGUUGGGUGCUAGUUACUUUCCAAAAGCUGGGUCACUGUAGUUCAAAAAUGAUCUUUGUAUUGAAACUUGAAUACUAAUUGUUAUUGGUAUAAUGGAGAAGCCUUGUACAGCUUGUGCUCAAAGGGUGGUUUUAUUGUUGUUUCAUCAGAAAUAUCGAUAUUCUUUUUGAGUUCUCAUGAGAAAAAAAUCAAAUUGCUUUCCACCAGUCUUUCAUUACUAAUGCUGGGCAGUGGUGAAAAACUUGGUGUGUUGGUGUCUUACCCAUUGUAAGGCAGACAAGAUGCCAUUAGAAGGUUUGGGGAUGCUUAUGAACAUUUUUGGGCCAUUUUGAGUUUCCCUUUCACCUUUUUUUUUCUGGGUCAGUAGGCCGGGAACAUUCCAGAAACAUAAUUCAAUACGAGCCGUGCAUUUGGUAUGUGCUGUCAUCCUCCAUGUAGUUCGGUGUGUCUUUGGGUAGCAUCAUUUUGUGCACAGACUGAAAUGAAAUCUCAAUAACUUGUGCAAUAAAAGAAUUUCACGUUAACAAGCCGGGUGCAGUAAAUGAAUUGCUGAAUUAACAGUUGCAGUUUGCUUUUCCUAACCCUCUUUCUACUAACUCAGAUUCAGUAAUGAGAGGAUUUAUGAUACUCUUGGACGAGUAAACGGGUCCCUUUUCAUUGGUCAGCUUUUUCAGACCUGUUCAGGAAGGGAGGGCUCACUGUCCUGUAAAUGAAGAUUUGAAACACCGUGUAUUGUGAAGAUUUUAAUAUUUAAAUAUGGAGACCUUUCCAAUCCUUUUUGACUAACUUGGGACUCGGCAGCAUUAGAUGAGGACAAAAACAGCUCUGUAGGUCCUUCGCUUCCUCUGUAACUAAAGACAUGUAAGCUGGUGAUUUAGAUCAAUUAAGUGAGUGUGAUUCAGUGAGGUCAUCGAAAGCUUGGCUAGGGUAAAAAGACCCUAUGUGUUUCCUAGACCACACGGGAGUAUCACUGCUGUUUCACCUGCAUUCUGUCAGAAAAAGAUGUCUGCCACGCUUCAGCACUUUUCCUCAAAAACGUAUCUGUUAUGAGAAUUUUUUUAGGAAGGAAAUAUGAUAUGUUAUCCAAAACAUUGUGCUUGGUCUAUGUAGUUCUAUGUAGUUCAAGUAGGUAGCUGUGUCAGCAUGCGUAGGCUGCAAAGGAAUAGUUCAUGUUUAUUCCAUGAUGAAAAGAGAAGAAAGGAAACACGCAACGUUACAGCAAAAUAUUGCAAGAUCUUUAGAAAAUAUUACUUCAAAAAAUGAUGUUCCUAAACUGACCACAAGAGGGUGGUAAUCUGAAAAAAAGGAGAGCAGUUUAAAUGCACAGGUUGAAAAGUGUUAUUAUCUUGAACCAGAGCCAAAUGCUGACUGAUUUAACUGAUUUUACUUUUGCUUGUUUCCUUGGCUCACAUUUUGAUAAGGGGCAACAUUAUGAUGGGAUUACAGAAACUGCCAGUAAAACUUUCUUCUGGUAGUCUGGUUCUUGGGUGUUAGGUGUGGGAGACCUUGUAAUAUAGAGCAGCCGUAUCCCUGUUGAUCAUCACAAUGGCGUGAAGUGUGAUUAAGAAAUUGAAAAUGUGCAACAAUGUCAUCUAUCCAUUGGUGUUAUUUGUUGCCUUUCUAUGUUUACAUGCAAUAUAAUUUACUUUUAUUUAUCCAACCACUGUGACAUAAAGUACAGAUAAAAAUUCACAACUUACUGGUUUUACUUUAGGUUCUUCAACCCACUUACUGUAGGUAACAGUUUACCGAAGUAUUACCCCUUACUAUUGUUUACUGUUGUUGCUAUAUUAAACUGUUUUUUACUAAACCUUCUUGUGUACCUGCUGAGACAGUACUUUAUUAUGCUAUAAUUUGUACUGUAGCUGUUACAAAUAAACCUGCAGAUAUAGGAGCAUUUA